Molecule: messenger RNA, 959 nt
Organism: Spirodela intermedia
Lineage: Eukaryota; Viridiplantae; Streptophyta; Magnoliopsida; Alismatales; Araceae
Source: the annotation of a GenBank genome assembly
AUGGGGGAGCCGGAGAUGUGGGGCCGGCGCAGCUGGGAGCUUCUGUCGACGGUGAGGGAGCGGUCCCCGCUCGUCCAGUGCAUCACCAACCUCGUGUCCAUGGACUUGAUGGCCAACGUCCUCUUGGCCGGCGGCGCCUCUCCGGCGAUGGUCCACUCCCUCCCCGAAAUAAACGACUUCACUCCCCACACCGACGCCCUCCUGAUCAACAUCGGUACGCUCUCCGAAGCUUGGCUUCCCUCGAUGAUGGCGGCCGCCGCCGCCGCGGCCCGAUCCGGCCGGCCCUGGGUCCUCGACCCCGUCGCCGUCUCCGCCUCCGAUUUCCGUCUGAAUGCCUGCCUGCAACUCCUGCUGCUCAGGCCGGCAGUCAUUCGGGGAAACGCCUCAGAGAUCAUCGGGAUCUCCAAUGCCUCCAGGGUCCAGGGAAGCAAGGUAAUUCAAGCGAACCUUGAAUUCAGAUCUGGCAGCGCGAUCGGAGAAGAUAUCGUGUUCAUACUUGGUUGAAUCCCUGAUUCCGUGAAUCUUGAUACUUUUCUGAACAGGGGGCAGACAGCUCGCACGAGUCGGUGGAGGCGAUAGACGCGGCGAAGUCCUUGGCGCUGUCCACCGGCGCCGUCGUUGCGGUCACCGGCGCCGUCGACCUGGUGACGGACGGGAAGCAGGUGAUGGCGGUGACGAACGGAGUGCCGAUGCUGCAGAAGAUCACCGCCACCGGCUGUGCCGUCACCGCUCUGAUCGCCGCCUUCGUCGCGGUGACCCCGCAGCGCGCUCUCCAAGCCACCGCCUGCGCUCUGGCCGUCUUCGGCUUGGCUGGGGAGAUCGGGAUGGCCACGUCCAGGGGACCGGCGUCGCUGCGAAUGAACUUGAUAGACUCUCUGCACGGAAUGGACGAAGAGGCUGUGACCUCCGGGGUCAACAUCCAACAUCGCGCCUCUGCCGACCUCUCGCCGCAACCCUAA